CUGUUGUCGCUUACCAAUUAUAACCGAUUAACAUGCAGCUUGCGCGGCGUGAGUCCGCAGCGACGCACGACAAUACCAUCGAAAAUUCUUCCUCGUCAUGACCAGAAAAAGGAUCCGUUGGUGGUACGUUUUGAUCGUCGUGGCGACGACGUCGAUGUGUCUGAGGGACUCGCUCGUGGACUGCCACGACGCCCCGACGGCGAGCAUGUGCAAGGAGCUGCAGGGCAAAACGACCGAGCAGCGGCUCAGGACCUACUUGUUCUGCGACUACGAUCCCGAUCUCAAGCCGGAGCUGGCGGGUCAGCAGAAGAACGUCACCAAAGUAAUCUUCCAACUCUCGCCGAAGAUCCUGGAGUUCGACGACUAUUCCAAUACGCUCACCCUUCACUGCGUAAUGAUACUGAAUUGGACGGAUCCCCAUCUCACGUGGGACCCGAAAGACUUUGACGGCGAGAAAGUGAUACAAAUCUCGUCCAGCGAAAUCUGGACUCCCGAUUUGACGCUAGAAAAUCCCGGCGAUCACGGCAGCGACUGGUCCGUCAUGCCCGAGGCCGGCUGCAAGCUCAGCUACCAGGGCCGAAUCUUGUGCAUACCCUCGCUGACGCUGACGACCCACUGCGAGGCCGACUACGCAAAUUAUCCGUACGACAGGCACGAGUGCUCCUUUCAAUUUUUCUCCUACGCCUACGAUUCGCAGGUCACGUUGGAACUUGGCUCGCGGGGUCGCAAGAUCAAUUGGGACGAGUUGGAAAAGAACAGCCAGUGGGAGGUAUUGAACAUGAACAUGAAGUACGUCAUGACCGUGGCAAAGGUCAAUGCGGACGAUGUAGAAUACGAGUACAAGAAUUAUCUGAUGGUGACGAUACAGAGAAGAAGUGCCGGAGCUCACGUCGCGUACCUCGCACCCGCUGUCAUUCUCAUGGUGAUGACGAUGUCGGUCUUGUGGCUGGAUUGCCGAUCGACCGAGCGCAUGGCCAUGGCUUGCUUGACGCUCGUCAGCCACCUGCUCUGCAUACAGGAUCUGUUCUACAACAUACCGCGAAACGGCGAAACUUCGCCCAAAUUACUCAAGUUCUACGAGAGCUCGCUGAUGCUCGUGGCCUUCGCACUGGCGCUGACCGUCUCGAUGCGCAAGCUCGGCCACUGCAGAGCCACGACACCUCUGUGGCUCGAUCGGGCGGUCAAGGGGGCCAUCCGCAGCCGCACCGGUCGAAUAUUUUUACUCGCGAUUCUCGAUCCGAAGGCAAUCACGCUCUUCGCCGAUUCGGCCGACGACGAUCGCUACGAUCUCGUGCAGGCCGAGGCUCAGACUCCCGUUGCGCUCGACGACGCUAACAACAAGCUCGACAACGAGCUCGAUUCGACCUGGAGCCUGCUGACCGUGCUGAUUAGCUGGAUCGCUUUCGUGGCUGUCGCGUUCGUUUAUCUCGUUAUGCUCGCCGUGUACAUGCCGUCGCCGCCUGGUACCGUGCAGCGUAGGGCUUAUACGUUGGUAAUAAAUUGAAGGCGCGUCUCGACUGCUAUAAAA
Molecule: messenger RNA, 1528 nt
Organism: Trichogramma pretiosum
Lineage: Eukaryota; Metazoa; Arthropoda; Insecta; Hymenoptera; Trichogrammatidae
Product: acetylcholine receptor subunit beta-like
Exons: 7
Coding region: 98-1504 (468 amino acids)
Biological process (GO): nervous system process; regulation of membrane potential; monoatomic ion transmembrane transport
Cellular component (GO): synapse; neuron projection; membrane
Molecular function (GO): extracellular ligand-gated monoatomic ion channel activity; neurotransmitter receptor activity; transmembrane signaling receptor activity
Source: RefSeq, a predicted model, not a curated record